AUGAAUAAUUCAGAAAAUAUUCCCUCUAGUGAUGAGAAACCUUCUCGUUUGACAAGGGAUCAAGAGCAUGCAUAUAUGGUUUCUGCUCUGGGACAAGUGAUAUCCAACGUGAGACGUGACGACACUUCAUCAUCGAACUCGGUUGCAUUCGAAGCUCUUUAUCAACCUUUGGACGCUGGCCCUUGUCCUCUCUGCAGUAUCACCGGUUGCAACGGUGCGCGUUCCCACGGCAUGAAGAGGUAA
Messenger RNA from Eruca vesicaria subsp. sativa (arugula), 243 nucleotides. Lineage: Eukaryota; Viridiplantae; Streptophyta; Magnoliopsida; Brassicales; Brassicaceae. The record is from the annotation of a GenBank genome assembly.